AUGGCACUCCAGCUGCAAAAACGUGCGCUACGCAAGUCAGUGGCUACCGCUUUACGUGCUCUGUCACAAGCAGAGAUCAAGGAACAGUCGAGGAGAAUCACCGAACGUAUCCUCCAGACUUCGUGGUUCCCGCGCGCUCAUUCAGUAUGCUGCUAUUUGAGCAUGCCUUCUGGCGAGGUGGACACGGGCCUUCUGAUAUCAUCUAUCUUCCAAGCCGGUGGAAAGAUCUUGUACGUGCCACGCGUGGAUCCUGAACGAACAGGCCACAUGGACUUCCUCCAGCUACAUGGGGAGCGGGAUCUAAGCGCCCUACCUGCGGGACUCUGGGGAAUUCGUGAGCCAGACCUCGUCUUCGACAAUGAGGCCCGUGCAAACGCCGUCGACCCGGGCAGUGCGCCUCUGGACGUCAUUUUCGUGCCGGGCGUUGCCUUCGACCGCAGUUUCUCUCGUUUAGGUCACGGCAAGGGAUAUUACGAUCGCUUCCUCACCAACUACACCUCGGCGCGAGGUGCGCCUCGGCCGUUGCUCGUGGCGCUUGCCUUGCGCGAGCAGGUAGUGGACCAUGUCCCAACGGUCGCGCACGACUGGACCGUGGACAUGAUCAUCACUCCAGAUGAGAUUCUGGCUCGCACAGAAAUGGACGCUACUUCUCAUGGACUAGUGUGGAGGCCUUGA
Peniophora sp. CBMAI 1063 is the source of this 675-nucleotide messenger RNA. Lineage: Eukaryota; Fungi; Basidiomycota; Agaricomycetes; Russulales; Peniophoraceae. The record is from the annotation of a GenBank genome assembly.